Molecule: messenger RNA, 5097 nt
Organism: Symbiodinium sp. CCMP2592
Lineage: Eukaryota; Dinophyceae; Suessiales; Symbiodiniaceae
Source: the annotation of a GenBank genome assembly
AUGGUGCAGGCUUUGGCAAAAGUUCAUGUGGGCACUGUUUGGCAAAGCGAGUUGACGCGCUUGAAUGAAGAAGAGCUGCUGGGGUUUGAGUAUUUUCAGAACCCAACCGAUUAUUUCAGCUUACGUAUCGCAGAAGUGCUUCCGGUUCAGCAAGGCUUCGCGUUGACAUCUUCCAAAUCUUUCGUGCUGCAGCGCCGGGCUGGUGUUGUGCAAUUUAAAGAUCCAUCCACGUUCUCGGUGCAGCUAGCAAGCUUGACAGUGCCAUUUUGGCCAUACUUGCCGGGUGUGGAUUUGUCCAGAGUUGCACUUGCAUCAGCAGGGCAGACUGUGUCUGCUGGACAUGUGCUGGCCAAUGUUUGGGGCUUGAAUGCGGGGAAGGCAGAUGCCGAGUCUUGCUUAGUAGUUCCAUUGCCGGAGGCAUUGUUGCAGAUGGUUCUGCACGGUGAGUGGAAAUACAUUCCGUUCCUUGGUCGCUGGCACGCUUUGCUGUCAAAUCUUCCCGAGGCUAUUCAAACUUCAGUGGGUGUGUCAGGGCAUGACCCUCCUGACCCGCAAGAUGGACGAAUUUCGCAAGCGAAGCUUUUGGAUUUGAUGAAGAAAUUGCAGUGCUGGGCCCCGGUUUUGCUUCGAGACGAUGUUGAUGAUCAGCGAAAGCUUGAACUUGUGGGGGCUAUUCGUUGGCUGGCCAACGUUCGGGCUGCUUUGCCUGGCGACCACCUGGCCAUCUCACGGCCGAAGCUUCUCUAUGGUUCCUUGUUCUUGGUGCGGUGCAUGCUGAUGACAAGAUUGAUGCCGUCGUAUAUUAACUUGAAAGAGGUUGCUCUGGGAUCUUUGCAGUUGCUUUUUCCCAACCUUUUGAAGGAUUCGCUAGAGCAUCUGUGGAACAGCAAGCAUUUGUUUCCAGGAGAAGGCAGCAAACACAAGAUGCGCCUUGCUUUGGAUGUCGCGCUGUUGCUCUGGAAGCGCACGAAAGAACAGGGUGAAGGACCAUUCGUGCGAUUUGCCGGAGCCGAUUCGAGUCCCCAGCACGGCGUGAACUGGCUCUUGUCAUCCAGUCUUAGUGUGCGAGCCGAUAGGAUGAUUGAGGUUUUUCGUGUAGUCCAACGCUUGAUCGCAGAGGGAGAACGCAGGGCGCUGAAUAGUGAUCAUGAGCUAGAGCUUCCAUCCGAACAGAGCCGGUCUGAUCAUGCGUUUCUGCUGGCCAAUGUCAGGUCGGAGCAUGAUAUGCCCGUGGCUUUAGGGAGCGGGGCUGAAGGCACAGCUCAUAAGUGUGCAGGCAUGCUGCAUAAGUGGGCACUUCUUGUCGGACACAGCGACCGCUUGCAAGAGCAUUGUGACUCCUUCUUCUCUUUUUGCAGUGACAUGGGUGCUGAGCUCGGCGUCGGGCAUUUCCGGGUGGACGGCUUGAAAAGCUUAGUGCCAAGUUGGGUGCAGCAUGAACCAAUGCAAUGUGACUUGCCAGAAGCUUGUGCACUGCCAGGCGCUAUGGCCCCAGCAUCAGCCGGUUUGCAAGCUGACUUUGUGAUGGACCUCGAGAGCCCAGUGCCUGCAGGACCUGCAGGUGCAGUCCCUGUCCCUGCCGUCCCAGAAGACAGGUCCUCGCAGAAUGAAGGCCAGGACAACCAGGCAUGGCCGCCUCCCGCAGAUGCCAGUGAUGUUAUGUUCCUGCGUAAUGCCAUGUCUGUGCCAGGGUUGCUUCACAUCGUCAACAAUGCACUAUUGGAAGUUUCGAGUAAGCUUUCUCAUUUCGAUGCAUUCUUCCAGCAGUUGCAGGAGUUUGAAGGCUUGGUUACUUGUGGUCGCCUGUCGCGUUUCGUGAACUACUGUGUGAAGCCUUCACCGCUGGCUUUGCAAGCAGAUGAGCUGCUUCAGCGCAAGUUCGGUAGGCUGUACCUGAAACGGUGGGGUGAGGUGGUGAACUUCUGCAAGCGUCUUGCCCCAUUUCUCCAGCUCAUACGAUGCUGUUGGAAUGAACGUUCAUAUCGUGGCAAUGUGCAUGGAGAUGAGGACGAUGAUGCCGGUGAGCAGAGGGGAAGCGAGACCCGAUUCAGCCCAGAACGGUUUAGUGCUGUUCUUAAGGAUCCAGUGUUUUUCGGGUAUUUCGACAUGAUUCUCAUGCUUAGCGGUUGCAUUGAGCAAGUCUCACAAUGGGCAGAAAGUUGUCCGUGCCAUCAGGACCUGCAGUUAUCUUCGGGUUUCCGGCGAUUCGAGAACAGGGGCCGUUAUGAAGCAGAAACAAACUUCCGCAGAGCACGCCGGCAGUUACGGGCCUUUUUUGCAAGCCAGGCGGAAACUUGUGUUAUGAGGGGUAAACGAUUACCUGAGCUUGUGGCUGACGGACUUCAGCUAGUCUUAGCAAACUUCAGUGACCUGGCGCUGACAGGGCUGAUGCAAGAACAUAGACCCCAUAUCUCUGAUGCAGACUGGGCUACCCUGGUUGCCGACUUCGAGCAUGGUAGGAGCCAUGCUGAGCUAGAAUUUUCCUUGAAACUCGACUGGACUCGGCGAUUGCCGUGGAAACUGGCCUUGCUGGGGCACCGGGAUGUGGCAAAAGCUAGGCGGGAAUUGCGCUUGGUGAUUCAGGAAUUCGAUUCCCAGAUCCCAGAACUUCAGCUCCACCAUCACAGCCUGACCCGUCACUUGCUGUUGAAGUCUGGCAACAUGCGCAGAGAUAUCGAUAUGUUUCUUGCAGGACGUUCUUUGCAGCAGCUUCCACGUUUGGAAUUCGUAGCCGCGUGCUUCCGAUUGGUUCAGAUUACUGAACGAUCUUUCGAAGCUGCUCACUCAAUUGUCAAACGCAAAGUUCCGCCAAAUGCUGCCGGGCCUGUUGUCAGUUUGUCACUGAGGCUUCAUGAUCUCGCUCGUGCGAUCAAACUCGAGCCGUCUGUGUUAGGUGAUGUUGCAGCACAGUUUGCACAAGCUCGGCGGGUCAAAUGCAUUCUUGGCCUCAUGGGCUUAGCUGCUCAUCCGGAUCUUGUGUUGUGCAGGGCAGAGACUUGGAAACUUGUCAAAGUCUUGAACAAGGUAUUGUAUCGGUCCGAUGUGUCAGGUCAGUUCCCAGAGCUUCGUCACGUAGAAGCCUGGCAUAAGCGCGACAAAGACAAGCAGCAAAGACAAGCAGACAAGUUGCUGCCAAAAGAAACUUUGUCGGUGACGUACGAGAAUCUAAGGGCCAAGGCUUUGCACUCCCAUUUUUUGGCAGUCGCCGAGGCAUCUCCCGAUGCGAUGUUCGCAUUGCCCUGCGAGGCUUUGAAAGGAAGUGAGGUGGGUGAGGUGGGAGGUGAGAGAAGAAGCGCUUCUCUCCUGCGUGAUGUGCAUGCACGCUUGACCAUGUCGGACACAACCUCAGCAGCUGCUGCAGGUGGUGGCUUGAGUGACUUGAGUGGGUUCACGAGCGAUUUAGCAUUGGAUUCGCCUUCGCUGCCGCCCGAGCCUAGGCCAUCAAGUGGCAGUGGGCUCGAAGCCAGACCCCACAUGCCCGGGCCGCCCGGGCCCGCACUCCAGGGUCGCGAGUAUUGCUAUUUCAAAGUGCUGCACGCAAAUCCCAGUCGGCGCAAAACCAUGACCUUGUCGGCCGCUGCUGCUGGCCAACGUGGCCGGCUUCAUGCAAACGACGUUGCUGUAAGUGUCCAUGAGGAAUGUCCGUUACAGGAUCCCGAUUCUCCAUGUUUGUCGUUGGCCCCGCAGGUCACUGAAGGAGGUUCAACAGCACAGGUUCUUGCGAACUUGCCCCAGUUCAUGUUGUUCGACGAUAUGCGCCAGGGUCUGCUUUGUAGCCGUAGCCCGGCCGCCGAGCCUUCAUCGGAUGCAAAGCUGCUUUACAGCUUUGCUCAGCAGGGUGUGGUAGAGAGCCUUGACUUCCGGAACGUGUCCAAGAUUGCCACAAGCCUUGUCGGGAAGGAAGCCUUCCCCGGUGCACCUGUUUGGGUUAAUCUCCCUGCCUCCCCUGACUUGCGAGCGUUGGUUCAGGCCGACUUGCUUCAAGUGCGCCCAGGCCAACCCGAGAACUACCAGUUGACAGGGCAAGGCUUGGCGGCAUUGACCAUGUUCAAGUCGUUUGGUCAGUUUGCAGCAGUGAGUGAUAUCACACAUGAUCUGAUAGAGCUGCCGGCAGUUCCGCUUCCUGCUCCAGUGGCCCCUCUGGCUCUGGAGCAUGACCUUGCCUUGCCUGACCGGCCUGACCAAGAGACCGUCCCGGUCCCUCCCCGGCCCCGGCCAGAGAGGCGUGCCAGGAAACGCAAGCAGCUAGCACGGCAGGAGGAAAUCAUGGGGUCCGAAUGCGAGCUCUCACCAGCUCAGAGUGCCAGCAGUAGCGACGGUGAGAGCAUCUUGCAGGAUCUUCUGGAGGCCAUGCGCCGGGAUGUCCCAAACUCUCCCGUGACACCGGGGGCUCCGAGUCGCAUUGAUGAUGAGCAGAGUGCAAGGCCUGCAGUUCGGAACAAUGAGGACGAGGACCUCCGUGGUGGUGACUUCGACCCAAACCCUGAGCCUGGGACUGAUGCUGAUGCAGCACCCUCAGAAUUGCCAGCUUUGGCAAGGGCAAGUGCAUCCAGACCUGAUCCUGAGAGAAUAGAAGCGUCUGCUGCAGAUGGGCUGGAUGGAGGAUAUCAGCGAUCCGCGGAAUGCCUGGGGCCUGGACCGUCCUGGGCCAUCUUGCGCGGUGCCAUCGUGCGACAGCUUCAGAUGCAGAUCCAGAUCCAUGCCAGCAAAUGCCAGAGCCCAAUCCUCGUUUUGCGCACCGAGUUCAUGAUCGAUGCGGUCUUUGCCGUCCUCGUCAUCUCGCUUCGCGUGGAGUGCCCUGCGGCCCUUUCCGGGAUCCCCGACCCCUUCGCUCCUUUUGCAGGCUUGACCUCUUCGAUCGAUCACCAGCUGGAGCUGCAGACGAUGUUUGCUGUGAAGUGCCAGGAGGCGUACAAGCGAGCGAUGCCGGGAGGAGAGCCGCGACUCGCGGUGAGCUUUUGCGAGUGCGUCCGGGAGCCGCCUCAUGAGACGGCUGAGACAGCGGAUGAGCCGAGUGGCAGCGGCAGUGGUGGCGUGGCGAGUGGCAGCGGCAGUGGUGGUGCUGAUGGCUCGGCUGGUCUGGAGUCCUUGGACUGA